Staurois parvus is the source of this 327-nucleotide messenger RNA. NCBI's taxonomy places the organism in Eukaryota, Metazoa, Chordata, Amphibia, Anura, Ranidae. The record is from the annotation of a GenBank genome assembly.
CACUGAUUGGCAGCACUGAUAGGUGGCACUGAUUGGCAGCACUGAUAGGUGGCACUGACUGGCACUGAUGGGUGACAUUGAAAGGCAGCUCAGAUGGGCACUGGUAUGCACUGAUAUGUGGCACUGAUGGGCACUGGCAUGUGGCAUUGAUGAGCACUGACUGCUGGCACUGAUGGACACUGACAGGUGGCACUUCUGGGGCCACACUGAUCAUCAGGGCACACUGAUCAUCAGUGCCCUGAUCAUCACUGUCAGCGUGACAGCUCGAGAGGAGAGAAAUGCCGAUAACCGGCAUUUCCGUGUUUACAUGUGAUCAGCUGUGAUUGG